Messenger RNA from Acanthaster planci (crown-of-thorns starfish), 4594 nucleotides. It is a transcript of the gene fkbp8, whose product is annotated as FKBP prolyl isomerase 8. Gene Ontology annotation, biological process: negative regulation of apoptotic process; protein folding. Gene Ontology annotation, cellular component: mitochondrial envelope; cytosol; endomembrane system. The record is from RefSeq and is a predicted model, not a curated record. Gene Ontology annotation, molecular function: peptidyl-prolyl cis-trans isomerase activity; protein folding chaperone; protein binding. NCBI's taxonomy places the organism in Eukaryota, Metazoa, Echinodermata, Asteroidea, Valvatida, Acanthasteridae.
CUCCAAGAUUAAGAUUGCACUUUGCAGCUGGUAAAGCGUCCUUUAAUACUCAGUCGUUUUUUGCGAAAUCUGGUGCGUUGAUAGUCCUAGCCUGUACACUGUAUCUUACUUUAUACCUGCAACAGUAUAUCCCGUUUGAGGAGUUUGUUGGCAGUACUAAGAAGAAGGAAGAAGGUUAACCUGAUUCCAGGGAACUCUUGCUAGACUCCUGAUUCAAGGUGUGCAGUGAUGGAUGCUGAGGAGAUCAAGCCCCACCCUGAAGCUGGAGACCAUGGAGGAGGAACGAAUGAAGCAAAGAAGGCUGCAGUCGACGACACCAAUCCAAAAGAUGCCGUCAUCAAUGCAUGUAAUGGCUCUGUGGAUCAUGGUGCCGAUGCUGAGGACGAAGGUGAUGACAGUGACAUGCCGCCACUGAUCGACUCUUACCCAAGCGAGCCAAUGUCCACCGCCGUCACAAAUGGUGACAAAGCCCCAGACGAGGCCAGCCCAACCACCGAAACCAAGGACGGUGAACCCCCUGAGUGGAUGGACGUUAUAGGUAAUGGUCAGCUGAUGAAGAAAAUCUUGAGGGAGGGCCAGGGAGCAGCUUCGCGACCACAGAGGGGCGAAAUGGUCACCUUGAAGAGCAAGGGAUUGUUGGAAGACGGGACAGAAGUGGAUUGCCACGAAGCAAUCAGCUUUGUACUUGGAGAAGGCGAUGUUGUUAGUGCAUGGGAUCUGUGUUUAUCGCUAAUGGAUCUGGGCGAAGUUUCCAUCAUCAAGACUAGUCCACGUUUUGCGUAUGGUGAAACGGGCAGAGCUCCCGAUGUACCUCCCAAUGCAGAGGUCACCUAUGAGUUGGAGCUGCUGAACGUACAGCCAGCACCAGACCUCGAGGAAAUGACAGUUGAGGAAGUUUGUUCCACGGGAGACAAGAAGAGAGAGAGAGGUAACGAACUUUUCUCCAGGAAGGACUACUCUGGAGCUAUCAACUCGUACUCAAAGGCACUGAAGCUGUUGGAAAAAGCAAAGGUUUCUGAUGAUAACGGAUCAAAACAAGCUGUGAUGGAGCUUAGGGUGAAAUGCUACAACAACCUUGCAGCAGCCCAGCUGAAGAUCGAUGCUUAUGAAGCUGCUCUGAAGUCAUGUAAUAACGCUCUGGAGGCAGAACCUGAAAAUGUCAAGGCGCUCUUUAGGAAAGGCAAAGUCCUUGCAAGUCAGGGCGACUAUGAGCAAGCAGUUAAGACAAUGAAGGAAGCUCUGUCACGAGAACCGUCAAAUAAAGUCAUCCAUCAUGAGCUGUCCCGACUGACAAACCGUGAGACCAAGGAACGUCACUCAGAGAAGCAGCUCUACCAGCGCAUGGUGAGCGACAUGGCCAGUGUCACUAAGAUCACCCCAAGACGACGAAUGAAUAAGUGGUUGUUCCUCGGACUGACGAUUGGUGUAGUCAUCUUGGCCGUCCUAGCUGCUCUUGCAACUCAACAAUUCCAACCAGAGAGCUGAUGAGACAAAGCUGGAGUCCAUACUCGUUUCCAGUGAUGCAGGUACCAAGAGAAGGCUCGGGGACAACUUUGUAGACAUGCUAAGUGCACAAUCUGGAGGAGCACGGACAAGGCUGAUUCUGAAUCGUCUGGCUGGGGCUUGCUACAGCAAGUAUCCAUAGGAAGUGGCUAUUAGCUCCCAGAAGCCCACACAAUAUUGCUAGCCACAGCCAUACAUAUAACUUUCAGCUGUGAAUGAAGUUUUGCUUAGCAAACCAGGCCACUGACCAAAUUGUCACAUUGGGUUUCUGCCUGAUACUGUUUCACAGCUGAUUGGUGAAAUUUUGUUUCUGCUCUGCAACUCUAUAAAGUUGACCCUGCAUAUAAGUCAAAGACUUUAUUCAUGGGGUCGGCCACAUUCAAAUUGAAAUCACUAAAGUUGGAAUUUGAGAGUAGAAAUGAAAGCAGUAAAGUGAACUUUCUUGGCAAAUCAGGACCUUUCUACUAUGAUGAAUAAUUUCAUAUUCGUUAUCAAGCAUUCAAUGGUUUAGGCCAGAUUUUGAAAAAAUAUUGAUGGGAGGUUUUGACAGGAAACCAGUCACAAAAAUAGUCUGGUAUCAUCCAAAUCAACAAAUUACAGUACAUGUAUGUGAAUCAGAUUGUGGGAACAAUAUCAAAAAUGGCAUCCAAGUGAGUUAAAUCUGUUGCCACCAGUAAAUACUCAUUCCAUUGCUCCUUUGAUACCCCUCGGGGCCACAAUGCAGUCCUCAACCUACCCCCCCCUCCCGGGGCAACAAUGUAGUCCUCAACCUAUGCAAAAGUAUGCAUAGAAGUCAUUUUACUGGUGUGUAGCAGCAGCGGGAUAGCUGGGGAGGGGGUGGGACUGGGGGGGGGGGACAUCCCACAAAAGGUCAUAGCUCUCCUGCCCCAUUACCCCACCACUGGACUUGUGAGAAGCAAACAGAGUGAUAGUCCCACUUGCCCCCAAGAGUUAGAAUCCUGGUUAUGCUGAUGGUUUGUAGCUGAGUGUGUCACAAGUGCCUUCAAAUGCAGCUUAAGUCAUUCAGUCUUAAGCCAAGUCACAGGCUCUUCAAACCUGGGACAUAAGCAUUUUCUUUGGCAUCAUAUGCCCUCUUGCUAGCUCACGUGUAAGGAAUUUUAACUGGACGUGUAAAGAGACUUGUGAUGGGCACAACUACAGCACAUUAGUUGGGCUAGUUUUACGUAGAAACUUCAGAGUCUUUUCUGAGCGUGCAAGGUAACCUGUGUUGUACCUGCACUACCACAGUACCCAUCUUAGUUUGGUUCCAAUCAAACACUUUCCCCUACACCAUACCAAAAAUUUACAUUUUUAAUUUUAAAGAAUUUUCUGAUUUUGGAUCAGUGUUUGGACUAAACUCUCUGAGGUUUUUCUGUUCCUGCUGGCUUUUGAUUUUUUUUUGCCAUGAUCACAAUACUUUCAGAUAUCAAAUGAGAAUGUGGACUUAACUGGCUUGGGUGGUUUGAAUUCUAUAAUUUAAUGUAGUUUCUGAAAUCUUGAUGCCAAGAACGACUGAAACAUUUACAUAGGUUGCUUUUAUUACAGAAUUUGUCUCUUUCACAUUGAAGGUGCUUUUGAUAUGAAAAAAAAAACAUUGAUGGCAUGAAGUCUGUCCUUGAUCUUCAAGACUUAUGAAUACAUCUACUCGGUGUUUAUUGGCAUGAGGUAGAUGCACAGUUGUAUGUGAACCAGGAACUGGCAGCAUUAAGUCUGAGGGACAACCAUUUCUCAAUUACUGGUCGAUUUUCCCUGGUAACGUGUGCACAGAAUGUGCCCAGACUACCAGGCAAAAUUACCAGCGGUUGACAGAGCUUUGUUGUUCAAACUUAAACAUUUUGUGGGCCGUGAGACCAGUAAGGCUCUUGAGGCCUGAAAAAAAGGUCAUGAAAAGUCUCCUUGUUUUAAUUUCCAGGUAGUUAGAAGUCUUCAAAAUUGUUUUUUGUACUGGCAAAAGUCCUGGAAACGUUUUGAAAUCCUAUGAGGACUACUUAUUUCAGCAUUUGCAUAAUCGUAAUACAUUUAUAGUGUUAGAAAAUGGAGUUUUCUAUAUGACAAAAACAUUAAAUUUUGCCCAUACAAGUAUUUUGAUUUAUGUGUAUUCUGCUUUUUUAAUUCUACAAUCGUUUUAAAAUGUCAGCGACCCAAAUUCACGUAGUACAUGUAUUUUCAUAUGAUUGAUCCAAGAUCAUAGAACUCAGUCCCUACGUCUGUACGGGUCGUGCAGAUUUGUUUAAAUGCUCUUGGAUGUGUGAUUGGACUUCGGCUUUGUCAGGAUGGUUGUGAGCGCAUUUCGUUGCAGACAUUUGUCAGUAAAAAGAGAAAGACUUCAUUGUUUGUAGGAAUUUCAUUUCGGUAGAAAUAGAGAAAUUAGGUUAACUGAUAUUUGGGAUGUUUUGAUUUUGUUAUACGUUUUGCAGGGAGUGGUUAAAAAACACCUGGUGCAUUAUGAUACAAUGCAUGCGCAUUGAUGUUUGGUUUAAGCCUUAAACUGUGUACUAUCAACUAAAGUCCAUUGUCUUGAUAUUUCUGAUUUUCUUGGUACGUUUUGUGUAAUUUUUUUAAUUUUGUAUUAGGCCGCAAAGAUCUCUCCAAUCUUGAGAUGUCGACACGAAUUAGCGUUUCUUUGUGAGGACGCUGAUCGUUUGUGCCUUUAAAUACGAAACAAAUCUGCGAUUAUUCCAUUAGCAAACUAAGUAUGCAUUUUAAUUAACUCUGAUGUUUUUUAUACUUAGCGAUAUUCAUGUUCUAUUGCCACAUUUAUGCUUUUCCAGUCAGCACUAUGCAAACCUUGAUUUCGACAGAGCAUUUAAUUAUUACUCAGCCCAAUUGCGAUAAAUUUAUUUGUAAUCCGAUUAAAGUAAUGUGCAAUAAACAAGAGCAGUGAAAUGUAUUACAUGUAGGAAUAUAAAAUUGUAAUAUUUGGAAAUGUGGAAGGGAAGUGUGACACUAACGACAUUUUUGAAAUGGAUAUUUUACAAUCGGGGCAACUGCCGACAUCUGUACGGUAAGACGUUUUAGAAGUAGCUCAUUUUCAAAAUAUCCAAAUGUAAUGAACUGUUGAGUACUGAGUAAAUAUGCAUUUUGAUCUUUA